AUGUCCCUGAGCCGGACAAACAUAUGUGCAUUCAGUACCAGUCGUCACGACAAAUGGCUUAUCGUAUUGGGUUCCAGCAAUGAGUUUCAUUUUAUGCACAGAGCGUUACCACACGCCAGAAGCAAACGAAGUCUCUCUCAUCACCGACAACUCAAAUCUGACCCAUCGAUACAAUUUGCAACACAACAAAUAGGAUUUAAAAGAUCUAAAAGAGGAUAUAAUAAGUUAAGGCUCGGACCUGAAGACCUUUCCCUAAAUCAAGAACCAAAUGAUCCAUAUUUUCAAUAUCAGUGGUAUUUAAAAAAUGUUGGCCAAAAUGGUGGCAAAAAACGUUUGGAUCUUAAUGUUGAAGCUGCCUGGGCUCAGGGAAUAACCGGCAAAAAUGUGACGACAGCUAUUAUGGACGAUGGCGUCGAUUACAUGCAUCUGGAUAUUAGAGAGAAUUACAAUGCGAGGGCUAGUUAUGACUUCAGCAGUAAUGACCCCUUCCCCUAUCCUAGAUAUACAGACGACUGGUUUAAUAGUCACGGCACUCGUUGUGCGGGUGAAGUGGCGGCCAAACGAGAUAAUGGUAUUUGUGGUGUUGGAGUGGCCUAUGAUUCAAAAGUGGCCGGAAUUCGGAUGUUAGACCAGCCCUACAUGACUGACCUCAUUGAAGCCAAUUCUAUGGGUCACGAGCCCGACCUUAUCGACAUUUACAGCGCCAGUUGGGGUCCCACUGAUGACGGAAAGACAGUCGACGGCCCCAGAAAUGCAACCAUGAGAGCCAUUGUGCGCGGAGUCAAUGAGGGUCGAAGAGGUUUAGGAAAUAUAUAUGUGUGGGCUUCUGGUGAUGGGGGAGAGGAUGAUGACUGCAAUUGUGAUGGUUAUGCGGCUUCAAUGUGGACCAUAUCUAUUAAUUCUGCGAUAAAUGACGGACAGAAUGCCCACUACGACGAGUCCUGUUCCAGUACAUUGGCCUCAACUUUUAGUAACGGUGCCAAAGACCCCCACACAGGAGUGGCGACAACUGAUUUGUACGGCAAGUGUACGAAAACCCAUUCGGGAACCUCAGCCGCCGCUCCCGAAGCGGCCGGUGUUUUUGCUCUCGCAUUAGAGGCUAAUCCAAACCUAACGUGGAGAGACAUACAGCACCUGUCAGUCUUGACUUCCAAAAGAAAUUCUCUUUAUGACAGCAAAAGGAGAUUCAAUUGGAAUAUGAAUGGAGUGGGACUCGAGUUCAACCAUUUGUUUGGUUACGGGGUGUUGGAUGCGGGUGCAAUGGUAGCCCUGGCCAAACUAUGGAAAUCAGUUCCCCCGAGGUUUCAUUGCGAGGCCGGCUCUGUCAACCAAGUGCUGCCCAUCCCUACAAAUAACAGUCUAUUUCUGGAAAUAUCGACAAAUGCUUGUAAAGGAAGUGAUACAGAAGUCAAUUAUAACGAACACAUCCAGUCUGUAAUCACACUGAAUUCAACCCGAAGAGGAGAUAUCACUUUGUAUUUGAUUUCUCCGAUGGGCACCCGGUAUGUCUACAUUUGNAAAGGAAGUGAUACAGAAGUCAAUUAUAACGAACACAUCCAACCCAAUGAUGACGACCGACACGACGGGUUCACGAAAUGGCCGUUUAUGACAACCCAUACCUGGGGUGAGAAUCCACGCGGAGUCUGGAGACUUGAAGUGCGAUUUGAGAGCGAAAGCCCACAAAUGGGUUUCAUUAAGGAGUGGACUCUUAUGCUUCACGGAACCAAAGAGCAGCCCUACAAAGACCUUCCCGUCUCUGACAGGAACUCCAAACUUGCAAUCGUUAAGAAAGCGCACGAAGACAGAAACAAACAUUAA
Molecule: messenger RNA, 1818 nt
Organism: Oppiella nova
Lineage: Eukaryota; Metazoa; Arthropoda; Arachnida; Sarcoptiformes; Oppiidae
Source: the annotation of a GenBank genome assembly